AUGAAAUUUUUCAUUGAUGACCUCCCGGUGCUAUUCCCAUAUCCUCGCGUGUACCCCGAGCAGUAUGCGUAUAUGUGCGAUCUCAAGAAGACCCUCGAUGCCGGGGGUCACUGUGUUCUGGAGAUGCCCUCUGGCACCGGCAAGACAAUUUCGCUAUUGUCGCUAAUCGUCGCCUAUCAGCAGCAUUAUCCAGAACAUCGAAAGCUGAUCUAUUGCUCACGAACCAUGUCCGAGAUUGAGAAGGCAUUGGCGGAGUUGAAGGGACUCAUGAAGUAUCGUUCGAAGGAGCUCGGCCAUGAUGAGGAAUUUCGCGCCCUUGGUCUGACUAGUCGAAAGAACCUGUGUCUCCACCCAUCUGUGAAACGGGAAAAAAGUGGCACGGUGGUGGACGCCAGGUGCCGAAGCUUGACGGCGGGCUUUGUGAAAGAGAAGAAAGAGCGAGGGGAGGAUGUCGACUUGUGCAUUUAUCAUGAGAAUCUCGACCUCCUUGAGCCGCAUAACCUUGUACCCCCCGGAGUCUUCACUCUUGACGGCUUGACCCGUUAUGGAGAAGAGCACAAACAAUGUCCUUACUUCUCCGCUCGUCGUAUGAUGCCGUGGUGUAAUAUCAUCAUUUACUCAUAUCACUACCUUCUCGACCCAAAGAUCGCCGAGCGCGUGUCGCGAGAAUUGUCCAAAGACUGCAUCGUAGUCUUUGACGAGGCGCACAACAUUGACAACGUCUGUAUUGAAUCAUUGAGCAUCGACCUUAGUGAGGAUUCCCUUCGAAAGGCCACGAGAGGUGCCACGAAUCUCGAACGCAAAAUCGAGGAAAUGAAGAGUACCGACGCCGAGAAGCUUCAGAAUGAGUAUUCCAAAUUAGUGGAGGGCUUGCAACAAGCGGAACAGGCACGUGAAGAAGAUCAGUUCAUCGCGAACCCUGUACUACCAGACGAUCUCCUGAAAGAGGCAGUCCCAGGAAACAUCAGACGUGCCGAGCACUUCAUAUCAUUUUUGAAGCGAUUCAUCGAAUAUCUCAAGACACGAAUGAAAGUGACACACACGAUUUCCGAGACGCCACCCUCCUUCCUGACACAUCUAAAGGAUCUGACUUACAUUGAGCGAAAGCCGCUCAGGUUUUGCGCGGAGCGUCUCACUUCCCUUGUGCGGACUCUGGAGCUUGUUAAUAUCGAGGACUACCAGCCACUACAAGAGGUGGCUACCUUUGCGACCUUGGUCGCGACCUAUGACAAAGGCUUCGUGCUAAUUUUGGAGCCCUUCGAAUCCGAAGCGGCUACGGUCCCUAACCCGAUCCUGCAUUUUACAUGCUUGGACGCCGCGAUCGCAAUCAAACCAGUGCUCGACCGGUUCAGCUCCGUGAUUAUCACUUCCGGUACUCUAUCACCUCUGGAAAUGUAUCCAAAGAUGCUUGGCUUCACCACUGUGAUGCAGGAGUCAUACAGUAUGACACUUGCGCGGCGGUCGUUCUUGCCCAUGAUUGUCACUCGAGGCUCGGACCAAGCUCAGGUCUCCUCGUCGUUCGGUAUUCGUAAUGACCCCGGCGUGGUUCGAAAUUACGGUACUCUUGUGACCGAGUUCGCUCGUAUCACGCCAGACGGCGUCGUCGUCUUCUUCCCCUCAUACCUGUACAUGGAAUCGAUCAUCAGCAUGUGGCAGGGCAUGGGUAUCUUGGAUCAAAUCUGGAACUACAAGUUGAUUCUUGUUGAGACACCUGAUGCACAGGAAUCCUCGCUCGCCCUGGAAACUUACCGCACCGCGUGCUGCAACGGACGCGGAGCCAUCUUAUUCUGUGUCGCUCGAGGCAAAGUAUCUGAGGGAAUCGAUUUUGACCAUCAUUACGGACGUGCUGUGCUGUGCAUUGGUGUUCCCUUCCAAUACACUGAGUCUCGUAUCCUGAAGGCACGUCUCGAGUUUCUACGAGAGAAUUACCGUAUUCGAGAAAACGAUUUUCUGUCCUUCGAUGCCAUGCGGCACGCUGCGCAAUGUUUGGGUCGUGUGCUCCGAGGCAAAGACGACUACGGAGUCAUGGUGCUCGCCGACCGCCGAUUCGAAAGAAAGCGGCCGCAGCUUCCGAAAUGGAUCAAUCAAGCGAUGCUGGACAGCGAGACCAAUCUCAGCACUGAUAUGGCAGUUGCCAAUGCCAAGAACUUCCUGCGGACUAUGGCGCAGCCGUUCAAAUCCAAGGAUCAAGAAGGCAUCUCCACAUGGAGCUUGGCGGAUAUUGAACGCCAUGAAGCUAAGCGCAAGGCCGAAGAAGCUCGCAUGAUGCAUGGAGAGGUCGAUCCUGCUCACCGGGCGAACCAAAUUCCUUCCACAUUGGCCAUUAUCGAGGACGAGUACGAUGACGACGACAUCGACGCAGAUAUGUUGAUGCUGGAUGCCCAGUAA
Messenger RNA from Penicillium diatomitis, 2388 nucleotides. RefSeq names its product TFIIH/NER complex ATP-dependent 5'-3' DNA helicase subunit RAD3. NCBI's taxonomy places the organism in Eukaryota, Fungi, Ascomycota, Eurotiomycetes, Eurotiales, Aspergillaceae. Gene Ontology annotation, cellular component: nucleus. Bases 1 to 2388 code for a protein of 795 amino acids. Gene Ontology annotation, molecular function: hydrolase activity, acting on acid anhydrides, in phosphorus-containing anhydrides; DNA helicase activity; ATP binding. The transcript is spliced from 4 exons. Gene Ontology annotation, biological process: transcription by RNA polymerase II; positive regulation of mitotic recombination; nucleotide-excision repair. The record is from RefSeq and is a predicted model, not a curated record.